Messenger RNA from Ascochyta rabiei, 339 nucleotides. RefSeq lists its product as uncharacterized. The record is from RefSeq and is a predicted model, not a curated record. NCBI's taxonomy places the organism in Eukaryota, Fungi, Ascomycota, Dothideomycetes, Pleosporales, Didymellaceae. The coding region runs from base 1 to 339 and encodes 112 amino acids. The transcript has a single exon.
AUGAGGAGAGGUCAUGUUUGCGAUACUAAGCAGGACGGGCGCUCUAGGGCAGUAGGUCAUGCAUGCGCGACAUGUCCAUGUGUGAUGUUGACAGGCGCGGUGCGUGUCGAUCCCCACCUGAUCGUCAUAAACCCACGCGUUGCACCUCCACAGCGUCCACAAUGGCUUGUCUUGCGGCAGAAAGCAUGUCGAUCAGCAGUCAACGAGCCACGGCCAGCCAUCAACGGCGGCCGGCUUGCGGGGGAUGCUAGAGCUGGCACGUUGCAGGCGUUCUGGGUGGUGAGGGACGGCGGAAAUCCGAGGAACGGGAGGACUAGCGGCAGCGGCAGGCUUGUGUGA